Messenger RNA from Ciona intestinalis (vase tunicate), 21445 nucleotides. The record is from RefSeq and is a predicted model, not a curated record. NCBI's taxonomy places the organism in Eukaryota, Metazoa, Chordata, Ascidiacea, Phlebobranchia, Cionidae.
AAAAAUUCAUUUCUGAUACUAUUGACUUUUAUGACAUUGGGCCUGACACUAUGCAAGUUGGUAUGUGAGUACAGCAGGACAGUAGAAAUAGUUUGGAAAAGCAAGCUGAUCCAUGGUUACACGGCUGAUUUGAAAAGCACAGGGUUGGCGCUUACGACUGUGGCGAGAGAUUUAAUGGGCGCUGGAGGAUCCAGUGGUCGAAGAAUGGAUACUCCAGCAAUUGUUGUUCUUAUAACGGAUGGAAAGUCUCUGGAUGAAGUUGAAGAGCCAGCUGCGAUCUUACGGGAGCUUGCAACUGUGGUAACCCUUGGUAUUGGAGACUUAGUGGUUAAAGAUGAAUUGGAAACAAUAGCUUCAAGCCCAAGUGAUAAAUUUGUCACACAAGUUUCUGAUUUCGAUGAUCUGUCAGAAAUUACAAGAUCUUUUGCUGAAUCCUUAUGUGCAGCUAAAAAUGUAAGUGACAAGGAGACCUGUGGAUCUGAAGGUGACUUCAGGUAUCUUACUCUGGAUGGAAAGAACUUCAGUUUCAACGGUUCAUGUAGUUACACCCUAGUGAAUGUUUUCUGCAAAAAUCUGGAUCAAUUUACAGUUGUGCUUUUAAAAGAUCCGCACGGCCAUCCUGCUCCAUAUUUCUUUGCCAGAGCUGUUGUUGAUAUUAUGGACUUCAGAAUUGAAUUGCAAAGAGAUAAUGUGAUAACUGUUGAUGGAUUUCUGGUAAAUAUUCCCUUCACAAGUAAGGAUGGUGAAGUGAGAAUUAGAUUAUCUGGAAUUUAUGUAAAAAUAUUUGCCAAAAAUGGGAUCACUGUCGAGUAUGACGGGUCGUUUAACUUCAAAGUAGCGAUGCCUGCCACUUUCAUGGGUUGCACUCAAGGUUUGGCUGGAAAUUACAAUGGUCUACCAGAUGAUGACUUUACUGGUAUUGAUGAAUUUGAACACGCUGAGGCAUGGAAACUUGCAGGAAGUCCAAUAAGUUGUAUUGCUGGCGAUCCAUUACAUAAAUGUGAAGACGGCAACUUUAAGAGUGGAACUUGUGGUUGUGAAUCUAUGAGAGAUCCAAACUUUGUCUUCAGUGAUUGCAUGCAACAAGUGGCACCUCUCUCAUAUGUUGGGGAUUGUCAGUUUGAUGCUUGUGUUCAUGCUGGUUCAAGUCAUGCCAUAGAUGCAAACUUUGCAUCGUACGCACAAGCAUGUGAACGAGCAGGCUUCCCAGUUAACUGGAGAGCAGCAUGUAGCAUUGACAACAACGUUUGUCCCCCCAACUCCACAUAUGAUUCUUGCACAACUGGAUGUUCGAACACAUGCUCAGACCCAACUGCGGAAACUAAGUGUCCAACAUCACCUUGUAAAGAAGGUUGUAAAUGCAAUGGUGACAUGGUCUUAUCUGGCACUGAAUGUGUUCCACUUGAAAAGUGUGGUUGUGUCAUGAAUAAAAGAUACUACAAGAACAACGAAGAGUUCUACACUGAAGGAUGUUCUGAGGUGUGUAGUUGUGUGGAUGGGGAAGCAGUUUGUAAUGCAACUGAUUGUGAAGAUGAUCAAUAUUGUGGGGCAGAUUUGAAAGGAGUACUGGGCUGUCAGGCUCAAGUGGUUGGGAUUUGUGGACCAGCGGAGAAUGGCAACUAUCGUAACUUUGAUGGUGAAGAUAAACUUUCUUUCACCGAGGAUUGUACUUACACAUUGUCCAACACAUCCGCAUAUUAUAAGUUUGAUAAAAGAUGGUUUGACAUCAAGAUUGAUGUUUCAGGAACAUCAACAAACCAGUUCUCUAUUAAUUCUGCUCAGAUUUUGUUCAGAGGUGGAAUGACUUACAUAGAUUUCGGACCAGGAGUGCAGUUUUCGGUUAAUGGUACUUACUUGCAAAGCUAUGCUGAUGACACAGUGUCGGUUUCUGUGAGCAAUAAUGUCAUUACUUUGGAAACCACUGAAGACCUUACAGUUGUUUAUGACGGUAGCUUGAUUGAUGUCAGUGUCAAAAAUAAUUACCAAGGGAAGCUUGGUGGCAUAUGCGGCAACUUUAAUGGUCGAGUCACUGAUGAUUACCUGAAACCCGAUGGUGACGUAACAGAUAAUAUACCUGAGUUUAUCAGUUACCACCAAAUAGGUUUAUGUGGUGGAGGGUUAGGAACACCUAAGAAUGAUUGUCCAAGUAGUGGCCAAAGUUCCUUAGGUGGAAUGUGCAGUGCAAUAUCUGAUGAGGAAGGUCCUUUCUCUGAAUGUCACGACCAUGCUGACCACACUGAGUUCUUGAACACUUGUCUCAUUACCGCCUGUUCAAGUCAAGCUGUCCCAGAAGUUGUGGAAAUGUCAAUGGAAGGAUAUGCAAAUGAAUGUGAAACAGUGGGAAAGCCUAUCUGUACAUGGAGACAAGCUACUGGUUUGCAGAUGGUUUGCCCGGAGAAUUCUAAACCGUUUCAAUGCGUUUCUGGUUGUCCUAACACAUGUAGCAAUCCUAAAGCUGAAGAAGAGUGUGACAAACCAAAGACAGACAGAUGUGUAUGUGAUGAUGGUUACCUGAUGGAUAACAAUGGAAGUUGCAUUCGAGAGGAAGAAUGUGGUUGCAUUUUACCAAGUGGUGCAUACGUAGAUGUUGAUUUCCGCUACAUGAGUCCAGACUGUGGAACUGAGUGUGUGUGCCAGCAAGGUGGUGACUACACAUGUGCACAAGUGACAUGUACACCAGGAGAAUAUUGUGCACAAGUAACUUGGGGAGUCUAUGACUGCCUUGAUGAAACACAACCUACACCUGUGCCAAUAGAUCCUCGUCAAGGUUCUAACAACUCCAGCAAAGAAAAAUGUCCGCGAAACAUGGUUUUGGAUUUGAUCAUUGUUCUCGAAUCAAGUGCUUCUAUGACAUCACAAGAGUUCAAUCAAUCUCUAUUGUUUAUUUAUGAUAUGAUUGAUCGGUUUGAAAUAGGUGUUCGAUCUGUUCAGGUUGGUGUAAUACUUGCUUCCACAAAACCUGUGGAAUUAUGGAAGCUUGGCACACACAAGCAUAAGGAUGGAUUAUUAGAAGAUAUUGCAAACAUUCCUCAGCAGUCAGGCGGUGUUGUGAACAUGGGGCUGGCUCUAGACUAUGUUGCAACAACAUCUGUCACUGCUAAAGCUGGAAGGCGAUUGGACGCUGAUGUUGUUGUCAUGGUGAUAUUGGAUGGUGCAUCACGUGAUGCUGUCAUUCAACCAAUCAGAAAGCUUCAUGAAAUUUCCACAGUAAUUGCCGUGGGGGUUAAGAGAACUAAAACAGAUACUUUGAAUGAGUUGGCCUCUGCACCUGAUUCAAUUAAUGUAAUACAAGAAGAUUCUUUUGAAAAGUUGAUUACGAAAGCUAACACAACUGCUGAACAUGUAUGUUCAUAUGGAGUACAAGAACCCCUCUGUUUAACUGAGAAGGAUUGUACUUGUGCAUACGAUGGUGGAAUUACUAUGAGUAAAGGAGACACAUUCAUGCUAAAUGGUUGCAAACAAAACUGCAUAUGUGCUGGUGCCCGAGGAAUUAUAUGCAGAGCUACAAACUGUGAUGAAGGGGAGAUAUGUGAGAAGAAUGACUUGACAGGAUUCUAUCAUUGCUUUCCGCAACAAAACUAUAAAUGCAGAUCUGAUACAGCAAUAGAUCUUGUGUUUGUGGUUGAUUCAAGCACAUAUGUCCGAAGACAAAACUUUAAGGAAAUGCUUCACUUGGUCUCUGACAUUGUACGUCGAUUCCAAAUCGGUCCUAACGACGUACAAGUUGCUUUGGUCCGCUACAGUACUUCAGCAGAUAUUGCAUUCUCCCUCUCUGCCCAUUCUGAUGAGACUAAUGUUAUCAGCUCUAUAACUGCAGUUACGAAUAAUCCUGGCUAUAGAAGGAUUGGGCAAGCCCUACAGACAGUUAGUAGCCGAAUACUCAGCGCAGAAACUGGUCAAAGACAAGGCGUGCCUGCUGUUGUUGUUGUCAUAGCAACGGGUCAUUCAGAUGACUUGAUCAAGACAGCAAGCGCAGAGUUGAAGUCUAAAGCAACAGUUAUAGCUCUUGGUAUUCGUUCAGUUGAAGGUGAAAUGUUGGAUGAGAUUUCCAGUGGACAAAACUUCUCAAUUUAUGAAAAUGAUUAUAUUCAACUGCAUGAAGUUGGGGGGUCUGUUGCUCAGCUUAUAUGUAAGCUUGGUCUUUAUAUUGGCACAACCACAGCCCCAAGCACAGUUGCAGGCACUACUCUACCUGCAGUGAAUGAAUGUGAUCUAAACUUAGACAAUUGUUCAGCCAAUGCAACUUGUUCUAAUACCGAGACAGGUUUUGAAUGUUCUUGCACAACUGGUUAUGAAGGAGAUGGUCUUAACUGUACAGAUGUGAAUGAAUGUUUGGAAGUAACUUGUGAUGACAAUGCAUUAUGUGUGAACACACCUGGUAGCUAUGGCUGUGAGUGCAAGAAAGGAUUCCUUGGAAGGGAAGGAACUUGUUUAGACAUAAAUGAAUGUUCCACAAAUGUCUUCUUAUGUGACCAGCGGUGCAGAAAUACAUUUGGAAGUUAUGAGUGUUCAUGUUUUUCUGGGUAUACUGUACAAAACAACUCCAUCUGUGCAGAUAUUGAUGAAUGCGAUACCAACAUUAAGUUGUGUAAUGAUGAUCAGGAAUGUGUAAAUACUGAUGGUGCUUAUUACUGUACAUGCACUACUGGUUAUACUGCAGUUGGUGAUGCUUGUCAAGAUAUAAAUGAAUGUGAGAGUGGGGCACACAACUGCAGUGACUUAGCUGAUUGUAACAACAGCAUAGGAAGUUAUACUUGUGCUUGCAAAGAAGGCACCAAUGGUGACGGAUAUAAUUGUGAAUCUUCUGACACAAUUGGAUCUUGUGAUUCAAUAUCCUCAUGGAGUGCAUGGAUGGAUAGAGAUGAUGUUGAUGGGGUUGGUGAUGAUGAAUCAUUGGAAUCACUCACAAGAGAAAGACCAUAUGAUUUUUGUUCAAGUCCAUCAGCCAUACAAAUACGAACAGUAGCUGAUGUUGGAUAUCUAGAGACUGGCGACAAAUUGGAUGUUGGUUUAAACAUUGGUGUUGUGUGUGAAAACAGCAGACAACCCAGUGGCGUGUGUCAGGACUACAAGAUAAGAGUUUGUUGUUCAGGAAUCCUUGGUGAAUGUACAUCUGGUUCAUCAUGGAGUCGCUGGAUGAGUGAGGACACCCCUGUGUAUGUUGAAGGUGAUGUUCAACUCCUUUCUAUACUCAGAAGCAAGUAUCCAGAUGAAGUUUGUGCAUCACCAACUGCUGUAAGAGGAAGAUCCAAAGAUACUGGUCUUGUUUACUCCAUGACCCAGAACUUUCUCUCUAUUCACAACUUGCUGGGUUUAAUUUGCAGCGAUGUGAAACAAAAUAUUAGAACUUGUGACAAUUACGAGGUUCAAUUCUGUUGCCGCGAUAGGCCGGUUAUUGCAUACGACUCCCCAGAUGUAAAUGAAUGUCAAUACCCUGACAUAUGUGCCCUCAACUCCGAGUGUGUAAACACUGAAGGAAGUUUCUAUUGUGAAUGUAACCAGGGUUAUGUCAGUGAUGGUGAAGCCUGCAUUGAUUUUAAUGAAUGUCAGAACAUAUUGUACCUAUGUGCUCGCAAUGCCACUUGUGACAACACAAAUGGAGGUUUUGAGUGUCAGUGCUUACCUGGCUUUGUGGGGGAUGGCUUUACCAAGUGUGAAUUGGAAGUCACUACAACCAUAGAACCAACUACUGCACCAUACGUAUGUGAUAAAACAUGUCAUAAGAAUGCUUAUUGUAAGAUAGUUAAUGGUGUUUCCACUUGCCUGUGCAAAACUGGGUUCAGUGGAUAUGGAGACAUUAACUGUGCAGAUAUAAAUGAGUGUAUGUAUCGUACACACACAUGCACUGCUGUACAAACAUGUGUGAACUUCCCUGGUGGAUAUUCAUGUCAAUGCAUACCUGGAUAUACAAACGUAAAUGGAUACUGUGUUGAUAUAAACGAAUGUGAUAGCAACCCUUGUGGAAGUGGGCAGUGUAAGAACACAGCAGGAAGCUACAGAUGUUAUUGUGAAGUUGGUUACUAUAAAUAUAAUGGAGACACAUGUUCAGACAUCAAUGAGUGUCGUGAGAUACGAGGUGUAUGUGGGGUGAACAAGACUUGCACAAACAAUGUCGGAAGCUACACUUGUAGCUGUAAGAGUGGAUUUAUUACGGAGGGGCCAGAUCAAUGCACAGAUAUUGAUGAAUGCAGUGAAGGCAUUGAUAAUUGCACUGAGUUCAAGGAUUGUGUGAAUCAACCUGGUUCGUUUAAAUGCGUUUGUAUUGAUGGAUAUGAACCUGAUGGCCAUGGGAAAUGUAAAGAUAUUAAUGAAUGCACCAAAAAAGUUUAUGAUUGCCCGGUUAACUCUAAGUGUAUAAACGAGGACGGUGGUUAUACUUGUUCAUGCUUGAAUGGAUUUGAACUCAACUCUGAAGAUCUUUGUAUUAAUAUUGAUGAAUGUAUUGGUGUAAACAACUGUUCACACAACGCAAGUUGUACGGAUACUGUUGGAAGUUAUGUAUGCAAGUGUAAUGAUGGAUAUACUGGAUCUGGUAUCUUAUGCAAAGAUAUUGAUGAAUGCGCGUUGAAGACACACAACUGUCACAACAGUGCUACAUGCACGAACAUACCUUCUACUUUCACUUGCGAAUGUAUUGAAGGCUUCACUGGUGAUGGAUUCAUUUGUGCAGAUAUAAAUGAAUGUGAGCAAGAUGUUUGUGGUUCAAAUGCAGAAUGCAUUAACCGAGUUGGAACUUACGAAUGCAAAUGCCUUGAUGGGUUCACUCAGUCUGGCGCUGAAUGUAUAGAUAUUAAUGAAUGCAAGCAACAGCCACCAGUUUGUCCCGACAACUCUCUUUGCUCCAACACUGAAGGAAGUUUUACUUGUAAUUGUAAAACUGGUUUUACUGGAGAUGGAUUAACAUAUUGUGUUGAUAUUGAUGAAUGUCAAGAUGAUCCAUCUUUAUGUGGGAUCUUUGCCGAUUGCAGUAAUAAGGUUGGAAGUUAUUCCUGUGUCUGUAAAGAUGGAUAUGAGAUGAACAAUGUUGGGCAAUGUGAAGAUGUGGAUGAAUGCAUCACUGGUGACCAGAAUUGCCAAAUCAAUUCUAAAUGCUUGAACACUGCACCUGGAUACGAAUGCCCAUGUGAUACUGGCUAUAAAGGAGAAGGCAAAACCCUUGGUUGCUCAGAUGUGAACGAAUGUUUGAUUGGAAACACAACUUGUGCAAGAACAGCUGAGUGCAUUAAUCUACCUGGGAGUUACAAAUGUAAAUGUGGUGAAGGUUUUACUGGAGUUCCCACUGUUAACUGUACAGAAAUCAAUGAGUGUAUUGGUGACGUACCAGCCUGUGGAACAAAUGCUGUUUGCACCAACACAGACAAAGCAUUCAGAUGUACAUGUCUGGUUGGUUAUACCGGAGAUCCAACUGUGAAGUGUACAGAUAUUGAUGAAUGUAGUAUUGGUGCUGAUACCUGCACUACUGAGCAAGAUUGUAAAAACAGACCUGGUACUUAUGUGUGUGUUUGUAAAAGUGGAUUUACUAAAAAUGAAGUAUCUCUUCAAUGUGAAGAUAUUGAUGAAUGUUCUACUGGUGUUGACGAUUGCACUGGCAAAUCAGAAUGUCUAAACACCAUCGGUAGCUUUACAUGCAACUGCUUGCCUGGAUAUGCGAUACAAAGUGGAGCUUACUGUGAAGAUAUAAAUGAAUGUACAAACUCAAGCUCUUGUCCUGAAAACUCUGAGUGUUCUAACACACUUGGCAGUUAUGAAUGUGAUUGCUUUGAUGGAUACUUCCUAAAUAAGAGCAAGCAUUGCCAAGAUGUCGAUGAAUGUGCAGCUAAAAAAUAUGACUGUGGUGCAUUUGCUGAGUGUGUUAAUAUAGAUGGAGGGUAUGAUUGCAACUGUAAGAAUGGAUAUGAACUCAACAGCUUUGAUGUGUGUGAAGACAUAGAUGAAUGUAGUACAGGGACAGCUACCUGUGUUUUGAAUGCUGAAUGCUCAAAUGAAGCUGGUACUUUUAAGUGUACGUGUGUGGAAGGUUAUACUGGUGAUGGGAAAACCCUUUGUUCGAAUAUCAAUGAAUGCAACGAUGGAACACAUAACUGUGCAUCCAAUUCUAGAUGCACUGAUACUAUUGGCUCGUUCACAUGCUCUCCUUGUUUGCCUGGUUUCAAAGGUUCUCCGUUCAACUCUUGUGAAGAUAUUGAUGAAUGUACAUUAGGAUUGGCUGGUUGUCAUGACAAUGCAAGUUGCCAUAAUACAAUUGGUUCAUAUCAAUGCAAAUGUGACAGUGGCUACAGUGGUAAUGGCUUUACUUGCAAUGAUAUUGAUGAAUGUUCUAAUGAACUUAGCAAGUGUGCUACACAUGCAUCGUGUGAGAACAACCCAGGUUCAUAUACAUGUACAUGUAAUGUAGGAUUCACUGGUAAUGGAUCAGUCCUUUGCACUGAUAUUAAUGAGUGUGAAGACACAAGUUUAAACAACUGUGUUGAGUUUGCUGAAUGUCUCAAUCUUGCUGGAAGUUUUCAUUGCCAGUGUUUGUCUGGAUAUACAGGAAUCCCAACUGAAUCAUGUUACCGUGUCACUGUCACUACAGUACCACCCACCACAAAGCCAGAUAUUGAUGAAUGUGCACUUGGCACACAUAGUUGCCACCCACAAGCAGAAUGUAUUAAUACAAGAGGAAGCUACCAGUGCAAAUGCAAAGCAGGCUAUGAAUACCAUGCUGACUUCACUUGUGUCGAUGUAGAUGAGUGCAGUGUGGGUACUUCACAGUGUGGUGACAACUCAAAUUGUCAAAACACAAUUGGCAGUUAUACUUGUGUAUGUGCUGAUGGUUUUGUGAGCAGUGGACUAUAUUCAUGUGAUGAUGUUAAUGAAUGCUUGGAGAACCAGAACCUCUGUCCACAUCCUUCAGAGUGCUCCAAUAAUGUUGGAAGUUAUGAAUGUGUUUGUAAAGACGGAUAUCAAAUGGACGGUGGUGUUUGUGGUGACAUCAAUGAAUGUUUAUCCAACCCAAAGUGCAUGCAACGUUCCAAAUGUGUCAACACAAAUGGUUCAUAUGAAUGCAUUUGUAGAAAUGGAUAUGAAAUGUCUCUAUCUGGAGGCUGCACAGAUAUUGAUGAAUGUACUGUUGGGUCUGAUAAAUGUGCUGGAAAUUCCACUUGUUCUAAUACAGUUGGAAAGUAUAACUGCACCUGUAACCUCGGUUACACUGGUAACCCCUUGCAGGAAUGCAUUGAUUUAAAUGAAUGCAUCGAGGUAGUGGAUGCUUGCCUGGAUAACUCAGACUGUACAAACAAUGUUGGUAGUUACACGUGUACUUGUAAAGAAGGAUUUCAAGAAACAGGAGACAAUGGAUUUUGUGAAAAUAUUAAUGAAUGUGAACAAAGAUCCAACCCAUGUGCUGUGAAUGCUACGUGUGAAGAUACUGUUGGAAGCUUCAGUUGUUUGUGUCAACCAGGAUUUACGGGUGAUGGUUACAACUCCUGCGUAGACUUUGAUGAAUGUGGUUCCAGCAAUCAUACAUGUGUACAGAAAUCCACAUGCAUCAAUACUAUUGGAUCAUACAACUGUGAAUGUAUUGAAGGCUACACUGGAGCAGGGGAAAUACUUUGUGAAGAUAUAAACGAAUGUUCUUUACCUGACAUCUGCAAUAAUCCUUCUGCAAGCAUCUGUGUAAACUUACCUGGCACUUAUAGAUGUGAUUGCAAUGAUGGGUUUGUUCUAAAUGAACAAGGAGCUUGUAUAGAUAAAAACGAAUGCAACGAUACUGGGUCAUGUGAUAGCUCAGCUGUUUGCACAAAUCUGAAUGGUUCGUUUGAAUGCAGUUGCAAAGAAGGCUUUACUGGAGAUGGAAAGACCCAGUGUGAAGAUAUCAAUGAGUGCGAUGUAGGGAAUGUGUCUUGUGCACCUAACUCAAAAUGUGAAAACAAAAUUGGGACUUAUAUCUGUACAUGUGAAGAUGGGUAUGCUGGUGAUCCAUGCGUUGAUAUAAAUGAAUGCAAAACUGGAGAUGCGAGCUGUGAUGUAAAAGCUCAAUGCACAAACACUAAUGGAAGCUUUAGUUGUAACUGCAACCUUGGUUACCAAGGCGAUGGUUAUGGUGGUUGUGAGGAUAUUAAUGAAUGUGAGACAUCAGACACGUGUAUUGAGAAUGCAAAGUGUUUAAACACUAUUGGAAGUUACUCAUGUAAAUGUGAGGAUGGUUUUCAAGGUGAUCCAUAUAGUGUUUGCACUGAUAUUGAUGAAUGUUUGCUUGACCAAGCCAACUGUAAUGAAAACACUGAAUGCAUUAACCUGGUUGGAUCUUUCAUCUGUUCGUGUAAAACUGGAUUUGUACAAAACCCAUCAUCGAAUCUAUGUGAAGAUGUAAACGAAUGCAACGAUAAAUCAUUGGUGUGUCGACCAAACUCGGAGUGUGUGAACUCACCUGGAAGUUAUGUUUGUAAAUGCUUGGAAGGAUUUGAGGACAUAAAUGGAGAUUGCAUAGACAUACAAGAAUGUUCAUUGGAGCCAAAGAAAUGCGCUCCAAACUCUAAAUGUGAAAAUAAUGUUGGAAGUUUCACUUGUACUUGUGUGGAGGGGUAUGCAGGCGUGGCAACCGAAGAAUGCAAAGAUUAUAAUGAGUGCAUUCUCGAUGACAUCAAAUGCCAAGACAAUUCUGAUUGUGUGAACACCAUUGGAAGUUAUGAAUGCCAAUGUCAGGAAGGCUUUGUAUCUGCUAGUAACAAUACUUGUAAAGAUUUAGACGAAUGUGCUACGUCUCCCCCGAAAUGUUUGUCUGAUUCUGAUUGCAUUAACACUGUUGGCUCAUACACAUGCACUUGUAAAGAUGGAUAUAUUGGAGAUGGCUUAUCUGGUUGCAUAGAUGUUGAUGAGUGUGUUACACAGCUUGGUGUAUGUGGCGACUCUGCUCAGUGUGAAAAUACACUGGGUAGCUAUACAUGUACAUGUAAGGCAGGUUCCACAGGUACUGGGGAUGGUUCAGGUGCUUGCUCAGAUAUUGACGAAUGUAAACUGGAGUUGGACAACUGUGGUACAAAUAGUUUGUGUGAAAACACCGAAGGAUCUUACAAGUGCGUGUGCAAAGAUGGGUACACUGGUGACCCCCUUGUGGAAUGUAUAGAUAUUGAUGAAUGUAAGAUUGGACGAAGCAACUGUUUAGCUGAAGCUGUAUGUGUGAACAACAAUGGUAGUUUCCGGUGUGAGUGUAGCAUUGGUUUCCAAGGAGAUGGAGUAACAGAGUGUGCAAAUUUCGACGAGUGUUUAAAAGAUGUAUGCCACCGUCUUGCUGUGUGUGUUGAUACGGAAGGAAGUUUUGAUUGUUACUGUGAGGAUGGUUAUACUGGAGAUGGGAAGUUUUCAUGCCAAGAUGUGGAUGAAUGUGACCAAGGUACAGAUAAUUGCGACAUCAAUGCACAAUGUAAUAACACACCUGGAAGCUUCACAUGUUCGUGUCUGGAUGGUUUUCAGCUGAUUAAUGGCAACUGCACAGAUAUUGAUGAAUGCAGUACUCGAAAACCAUGCACAGAGAAUGCUGAGUGUUCAAAUACAUUGGGCAGUUACUUAUGCGAGUGUAAGAAUGGAUAUACAGGUGUUGGGGAUAUUUCAUGUACAAACAUAAAUGAAUGUGAAAACACCACUAUAUGCACUGAGAAUGCUGACUGCAUUGAUACUGUUGGAAGUUAUGAAUGCAACUGUAAAGAUGGAUUUGUUGGAGAUGGGAACGUAUACUGUUCAAGAGAGGAUAGCUGCAAGAGUGGAAACCACAACUGUUUAGAUAUAGCUGAGUGUGUAAAUUUACCUGGUUCUUAUGUUUGUAAAUGUGCACAAGGAUAUACCGGUGAUGGGAUUACUUCUUGCAUAGACAUAAAUGAAUGUGAGAACAAAGAUAGCAAUGAGUGUCCAGACACGGCCACUUGCAGUAACACAGAUGGAAGCUACACAUGUGCUUGUAUAAAAGGGUAUACUGGCAAUGGAUUAGAAUGUCAAGAUAUUGAUGAGUGUAACACUGGAACAGACAACUGUACAGAGAAUUCACAUUGCAUGAACACUGCUGGAAGUUUUGUCUGCUCAUGUAUAACAGGAUACACUGGAGAUGCAACAGUAGCUUGUACAGAUAUUGAUGAAUGCUUCAAUGAGAAGUCUGUAUGUGCAAGGAAUGCUGUGUGUAACAAUACAGUUGGGAAUUAUUCCUGUGUAUGUAACACAGGGUAUACUGGGGAUGGCAGCACUAUAUGCCAAGAUAUCAAUGAAUGUAGCACAUUUAAAUGUCGUGAAAACUCUGAAUGUGUGAACAACGUUGGCAGUUUUGACUGUGAAUGUGUAGAUGGUUAUGAAUCAGAUGGUAGCCUAUGCACAGACAUUGAUGAAUGUGUGAAACAAACUGAUGAUUGUGAUGUCAGCGCUGAUGAACAAUGCUUUAAUAUUGAUGGGGGUUGGGAGUGCGGAUGCAGAACUGGUUUCAACCAGAACUCUGAGGAUAUCUGUGAAGAUGUGGACGAAUGCAAUGAAGCAAACAACUGUCAUGAUAAUUCCACAUGUAACAAUCUACCCGGCAGCUACGUGUGUAGGUGUGAAGAUGGUUUCCGUGGUGAUGGUAUACAAUGCGAAGAUGUUGAUGAAUGUUCACUUGGUACUGAUGAUUGUCAAGAGAACUCAGAAUGCGGCAACACUGUUGGUGGCUUCACUUGUAAAUGUGAUGUUGGUUAUCAGGGAGAUGCAAAAGUGCUUUGUUCAGAUAUUGAUGAGUGUAAAGAUGGUUUAAGUGAUUGUGAUGUGUAUGCCAACUGUACAAACACACCUGGAACUUUCAUCUGCAACUGUAUUGAAGGUUUUCAUGGUAUUGGAAAAGAAUGUUUAGAUAUUAAUGAAUGUGCAAAUACAACUAAUCCACCUUGUCCUGUAAAUGGUAAAUGCAAAAACACACCUGGCCAUUUUGCAUGUGAAUGUUUGGAUGGAUAUCAAAAAGAUGGAGAGCUAUGUUCAAAUAUAAACGAAUGCACAAGAAACCCUUGCCAUUUUGAAGCUGUUUGUGAAGAUACCGACGGUAGUUACACCUGCACAUGUAAUAGUGGCUUCACAGGAGAUGGAAAAACAUGCACAGAUAUCAACGAAUGCAUCACAAACACACAUGAUUGUGUUGAUAAUGCUGACUGUCACAAUACCGUUGGAAGCCACAAAUGCACUUGUAAACAUGGGUAUACUGGUGAUGGGAAAGACUUGUGUACAAUUGUUGCCACCACAACCAUAGCACCUACUACUGCUGCAGAUGUAAAUGAGUGCAGUACUGGUGCAGCCAGCUGUCAAUUAAACUCCACAUGUGUUAACCAAGUACCUGGAUAUGAAUGUGUUUGUGAUGUAGGAUAUACUGGUGAUGGUAAAGUGCAGUGUACAGAUAUUGAUGAAUGCGUUGAAGGGACAUAUGAUUGCCAAGUAAAUUCCAUUUGUUUGAAUAACAUUGGAUCUUACACCUGUGUAUGCAGUAGUGGAUAUGAAAUGCUUGACACAAUUUGCCAAGAUAUUAAUGAAUGCUUAACCAACACCCAAACAUGCUCUGGCAACGCAACAUGUACGAAUAACAAAGGCAGCUAUGCUUGUGAUUGCAACCGCGGUUAUACUGGAGAUGGAGUCCUUUGUGAAGAUAUAAAUGAAUGUGUUGAGCUACCAUCUUCUUGUCCUUUACCAUCUGUAUGUGAGAAUACAGCUGGUGAUUUUGAAUGCAAGUGUAUUGCUGGAUAUGAGAAGAAAGUCGGUGAUGCGACUUGCACAGAUGUUAAUGAAUGUGUUACACCUGGUUCUUUUACGUGUGCUGACAAUGCGGAUUGUGUGAACACAAAGGGAACAUACACUUGUACAUGCAUAUCUGGAUAUGUAGGAGUGGGUACUGAAAACUGUACAGAUGUGGAUGAAUGCAGUGAGGGCAUAGAUGAUUGUGGAGUUAACAGUGAAUGUAUCAAUGAAGAUGGAGGGUGGACAUGCGACUGUAAACCUGGUUAUACAGGAGAUCCUGGUGUUCUCUGUGAAGAUAUUGAUGAAUGCAAGACUGACAAUACAAGCUGUGACACUAACUCUCUUUGUGAGAAUACAAUUGGAAACUUUAUUUGUGCAUGCAAACCAGGUUAUACUGGUGAUGGAAAGAAACAGUGUACAGAUGUUGAUGAGUGUGAAUUAAAAUUGGACAAAUGUGGUUCAAACAGUGAAUGUAGGAAUGCAGUUGGUAGCUACCAGUGUCCGUGUAUGAGUGGAUUUGCUAAAACAGAUGGUGACAUAUGCAAAGAUAUUGAUGAAUGUACAUUAGCUACGGACAACUGCCAUCCCACUUAUGGUGUGUGUAAAAACACAGUGGGCAGCCACACAUGCUCUUGUAUCAAUGGCUACAUUGGGAAUGGUGUAACAUGUGUUGCCACUGAUUUGUGUGGGACUGGUGCACACAACUGUAGUGAAGGAACAAUAUGUAAGAACACAGAUGAUGGAUUCAUAUGUACUUGUGAUCCUGGCUUUGAAAUUGUAGCAGACACUUGCAAAGAUAUUGAUGAAUGUGCUUCUCCAUUCCUCACAAACUGCAGUGAGAAUGCUGAUUGUUCUAAUACAAAUGGUUCAUAUACAUGCACAUGUAAAACAGGAUACACUGGAGAUGGGGAGACAUGUUCUGAUAUAGAUGAAUGUGCUGAUGACACAGCCAAUGAUUGUCAUAGUAAUUCUACCUGCAGUAAUACGGAUGGUAGUUAUACAUGCGCAUGUGUUACUGGAUUCACAGGAGAUGGAAAAACAUGUGAAGAUAUCAACGAAUGUGAAAUAUCAAACAAAACAUGUGGGGAGAAUGCUACCUGUACUAACAAUGUUGGAUCUUACACUUGUUCCUGUAUAACUGGAUAUACUGGUGAUGGUAUAAACUGUGAAGAUAUUAAUGAGUGUGAACUGCACACACCCCCUUGCCACACUAAUGCCGAUUGUGUUAACACUGAUUCAAGCUUUACGUGCACCUGUAAAUAUGGUUAUAUUGGCGAUGGCAUCACUAGUUGUGAAUUAAUAACUACAACAACACCUGCACCUACUUCAAAACCACUAGCUGAUGUACCAAUAAGUGAAUGCCAGAUCACAAACAGCAUUCACUUCAACACACUUGACAGCAAACUUUACAACUUUGAUGGAACAUGUAGCUACAUGCUUGCCAAGUCAACAUGCGAAUCUGCACCACCUGUAUCUAUUGAGAUGGUCAAAGACAACCCAUCAUUCGGCUCAUCAACCUUGCUUAAAGUGAUCAUUAAAAUCAACUACAAAACUAUUGAGUUGCGACGAGGUUUAAUACUAAAGGUGGAUGGAAUACGAACCAACACACCCUACAUUCUUGAAAGGAGUGGAUUACAAGUUAGAUUGUUGGGAGAUUCUCUUCAGUUAGAAACAACAUAUGGGAUAGUGGUGUCAUUGUAUGCUGAAACCAAUGUCAAGAUAAGUCUUCCGAAAACUUUUAGAAGCUGUACUGAAGGUUUAUGCGGAAAUUUUGAUGGAAAUCCCUCAAAUGAUUUAAAUUAUGAAGAACCUCAAGCAUUUGGAAUUACUCAUAAAACUGAGAGUGGUGACCAAAGUUGUCAAGCCUCCAUACUGUAUGAUGAUUGCCAAGCUCCACCCUCAGAUAGAGGAGAAUGUUCUUGUAACCUUCUAAUUGAGGAAGACGGUUGUUUCUCUGGUUGUAAUGUGGAUUCUAGUCAAUAUUUCAAGGACUGCUCCAGUGACUCAUGCAGAACUACAGGUUCCCAGAUGUCCUUGCUUGCCAACUUAGCAGCUUAUGCUGAUGCUUGUUUAAAGGAAGGAGCAGUGAUUUGUAACUGGAGAAAAACUUGUGGAUUAGAACCACUGUGUCCAGUGAAUUCAAGAUAUGAACCUUGUGUCAAACAGUGUCCUAAUGUUUGUCAUUAUGGGAACACAUCAACUGUAAUAGAUUGCAAUGUUACAAAGUGCACACCUGGUUGUGAAUGUGAACAUGGUUACCUGAAGUCAGGAGAUUUGUGUGUUGAGCCUUCUAACUGUGGAUGUGUUCUUAACGAAGUGUAUUACCAGCCUGGUGAAACUGUAAUGAGAGACCAAUGUAAGGAGGUAUGUGCUUGCAAAGAUGGUGUUAUGGACUGUGUAUCAAACACUUGUGAAACUGGGACAGAAUGUGGGGCUGAGAAUGAUGGAAGAAUGGCUUGCAAACCAACUGGGUAUGGGCAAUGCAGAGCUUAUGGCGACCCACAUUAUUACUCAUUUGAUCGCAAGCGACAAUUUCACUUCAUGGGAAAAUGCAACUACCGAUUAUCUGAGACAUUACUUGACCAAAAUGACCCACGUUGGUACAAGAUAAUAGUUGAGCAUGAAGUUAGAUCAAAACCCAUUGUGUCUUACACCAAGUCAGCUACUGUUCAUUUCAAUGGGGGCACUGACAAAGUGCGUUUUGAGAAAAGGUUGCUGCCAAAGAUUAAUGGGAUUCCACAUAAGCGAUUUAAAGGGAGCAACUUCAAUGUAAGGAGAAGGGGGCGAUACUAUACUUUGGUAACAGACUUUGGAUUGAAAGUUGAACAAACCCGAUCAAAUGUGCGGGUAACUAUACCAAGCACAUACAUUGGACAGGUGUACGGGCUUUGUGGUGAUUUCGAUUUAGACGAUAAGAACGACUUUAAACUACCUGAUGGAUCCAUAACUAGAAAAGUGAAUGAGUUUGGUAGAAGUCACCAAGUUGGAAACUGCACUGAACCUGAAGCUCCCCCACCUUUUGUAUGCCCUGCUCAAGAUGAACUUAGAUACUCUGCCAAUAAUGUAUGUGGGGUGAUAACUGAACCAAGUGGACCGUUUGCUGAAUGUCAUGCUAAAGUUGAUCCAACAGAUUAUUUCACGAGUUGUGUAUUUGAUAUCUGUGUUUAUGAUGGAAACAGGACAGUGUUACAAGAGGCACUUGAAGCAUAUGCAAAAGAAUGUCAAAGGAAUGAUGUUGGCGUUUGUAACUGGAGGAAUGCAACUGGAUUCAUUGAAAGUGAUGAAUAUGUUCCCGCCAACAGUCACUUUGAUGGUUGUGCUAGUGGAUGUCCUAACACUUGUUCAAAUCCAAGAGCUUCAGAUGAUUGUGAGGAAUCCAGCAUAGAAGAUUAUGUUUGUAAUGAAGGAUAUUUACAAGAUGGGGAUGAUUGCAUUAGCAGGGCAGAGUGUGGCUGCAUUCUUUCAACAGGAGGUUAUGUGGAACAAGACUACCAGUUUAUGAAUGCAAACUGCAGCACUGUAUGUGAAUGCACUGGAGCAAAUAAACUUGUGUGUCGACCAGCUGCUUGUCAGGAUGGUGAAACCUGUCAACCAUUAAGAAUCGGUCACUUUGACUGUGUAGAGACAGGACCACCCACAAAGCCUCCACGGGUCGAAUGCAAAGGAAACAACAAGAUUGACUUGGUUGUUCUACUCGACACAAGCUCUUCAAUAAAAUCUAAAAAUUUCGAACUCAUUCGAGAAUUUAUUGCAAAUCUGAUCAACCAGUUUAAAAUUGGUAAAGAUGGUUUGUUGGUUGGCGUGGCAACAUACAGCAGGAGUGUUCAAAACUUGUGGGAAAUGAACAAAUACAGUGAUAAGGACUCCUUGCUGCGUGCUGUGCGUGGAAUACCUUAUAAUGGAGGAGGAACUAGUACUGGAGCUGCAAUUACAAAUAUAACUGAUAUUAAAUACACAGAGCUGGCGGGACGAAGAAAAUCAGCCCAGGCUGUAACUCUUGUGCUCACUGAUGGUGUAUCUUCUGAUGACGUGAGUGGUCCUGCAUAUAUUCUUCAACAGAAGUCAGUAGUGAUUGCACUUGGAGUAAAAGGAGCAAACUUGAAGCAAUUGAAUGAGAUCGCAACGGAACCUGACAGUAUAUUCGCCAUUAUGCUGCAAAACUUUGAUGAACUGAAAGGCAUUACAAGGACAAUAGUAGAAGCUAUGUGUUAUGUGGAUGAAAACGCUUGCUCCAGUAGUCCAUGUUUGAAUGGAGGGUCUUGUACUUCCUUGGACAAGGGAGGUUACAAGUGUGUCUGUUUUGAUAAAUUCACUGGAGUUAACUGUGAAAUAGCUCCAAAAUCUGUUGAAGAUUGCAAGGCAAAUGCAAAGUUGGAUUUGGUGUUUGUGCUCGACUCAAGUGGGUCUGUACAAAGAGUCAACUUCAGGUUGGUUCUGGAUUUUGUAAAAUCUGUUGUUUCUGGCUUCAAGAUUGGUCCUGAUGGGGUUCAGGUUGGUUUGGCUCGUUACAACAGUAGAUGGAAGAAACUUUGGGAUCUCAAUGAAUAUUCAACCAAAGAUCGACUUCUACGAGCUAUUUCUGGAGUCGAUUAUAUAAGUGGGAGCACCAGGACCGGGGUAGCUUUAAGAAGCACUGCUCUAACUAUGUUUGGUUCAAGUCAAGGUCGUAGAAAGGAUGUAAAAGCUGUCACUGUUGUUGUUACCGAUGGAAAGUCCUGGGAUAAAGUGGAGGAACCUGCACUUCUGUUGCGCAAUAAGUCAUCUGUGAUUGCACUGGGAAUCAAAAACGCAGUAAAAGCACAACUUGUAUCAAUUGCUUCUUACCCACCUGAAACUUACGCACAGGAAGUCAUCAGUUUUGCAGCUUUGGAUAAAUUUGUCAGCACAUUGUUCAGUAUAAUCUGUGGAACUGAUGAGGGACCUUGUACAAAGUCUCCAUGUUUGAAUGGUGGGAUAUGCAAUGAAUUAGAUGGUGGAAGAUAUAACUGCACUUGCCCAGAUGGGUAUUCUGGUGAAAACUGUGGCAAAUCUGCUGGAAAUGACGUUUGUCAGAAAACUGCCAUUACUGAUCUCGUAUUUGUGCUCGAUGCCAGCGGUUCUGUAAAGCGAUAUAACUUUGAACUAGUGAAAGACUUUGUCGCAAACAUAGUAGACCGAUUUACUAUUGGUCCUAAGGCAGUGCAGGUGGGCAUGGUUAGGUACAGCACCUCUGUCAGCCACCUUUGGAAACUCAACAGAUUCUCAAACAAAGAGACUUUGCUGAAGAACAUAAGAAAUAUAAGGUAUACUGGUGGUUGGACUUACACUGCAAAAGCUCUUCAAGGUGUUGCCAGAUAUCAGUUCACUUCAUCUGCUGGUAGUAGAAAAAGUGUCAAACCAAUUGUAAUUGUUAUCACUGAUGGCAAGUCUAAUGACCAAGUCAGAAAUGCAGCUUCAACCUUGCAGCGAUUUGCAACAGUGAUUGCUCUUGGUAUUAAGGGAGCCGACAAGUCUGAGUUGGGAAUUAUAGCUUCAGAUCCAGAUUCGAAAUAUUCGCUUAAUAUUCGCAGCUUUUCCGAGCUUACUAGGAUUAUUGAUAUGAUCAUAUCAGCUAUGUGUUCUUCUCAAGGAAACUUUGGAAGCUCUCCACCUGCUUCUACUUCUUCAGCUUCAUCCACUGGCAUCAAAGGGACGUGUUCUUCAUCUUCAAAAUGGACGGAGUGGUUCAACUAUGACGAUCCAUUCGGUAGUGGUGACAGGGGUGAUUUAGAAAGUUUGACAAGUAUCAGAAGAAGAGGAAAAGCGUGUUCGAAUCCAACUGCUAUCCAAGUUCAAUCUGUUGAUGGAGUUGCUUACACCGCCACUGGUGAUGUUACAACUGUUGCCAUCACCUCUGGUGUGAGAUGUGUCAACUAUCAAGGAGGGAAUAGACUUUGUAAAGAUUACAGAGUCAAGUUUUGUUGCCCUUCAUCUGGAACAAGCAGUCAUACAUCUACAUCAUCAAUGAGUUCUGGCACCUCUACUGGCAUUAAAGGGACAUGUUCUUCAUCAUCAAAAUGGACAGAGUGGUUCAACUAUGACGAUCCAUUCGGUAGUGGUGACAGAGGUGAUUUAGAAAGUUUGACAAGUAUCAGAAGAAGAGGAAAAGCGUGUUCGAAUCCAACUGCUAUCCAAGUUCAAUCUGUUGAUGGAGUUGCUUACACCGCCACUGGUGAUGUUACAACUGUUGCCAUCACCUCUGGUGUAAAAUGUGUCAACUAUCAAGGAGGAAAUAGACGUUGUAAAGAUUACAGAGUCAAGUUUUGUUGCCCUUCAUCUGGAACAAGCAGUUAUUCAUCUACAUCAUCAAUGAGUUCUGGCACCUCUACUGGCAUCAAAGGAACGUGUUCUUCAUCAUCAAAAUGGACGGAGUGGUUCAACUAUGACGAUCCAUUCGGUAGUGGUGACAGGGGUGAUUUAGAAAGUUUGACAAGUAUCAGAAGAAGAGGAAAAGCGUGUUCGAAUCCAACUGCUAUCCAAGUUCAAUCUGUUGAUGGAGUUGCUUACACCGCCACUGGUGAUGUUACAACUGUUGCCAUCACCUCUGGUGUGAAAUGUGUCAACUAUCAAGGAGGGAAUAGACUUUGUAAAGAUUACAGAGUCAAGUUUUGUUGUCCUUCAUCUGGAACAAGCAGUUAUUCAUCUACAUCAUCAAUGAGUUCUGGUGCUUCGACUGGCAUCAAAGGAAGGUGUUCUUCAUCAUCAAAAUGGACGGAGUGGUUCAACUAUGACGAUCCAUUCGGUAGUGGUGACAGGGGUGAUUUAGAAAGUUUGACAAGUAUCAGAAGAAGAGGAAAAGCGUGUUCGAAUCCAACUGCUAUCCAAGUUCAAUCUGUUGAUGGAGUUGCUUACACCGCCACUGGUGAUGUUACAACUGUUGCCAUCACCUCUGGUGUGAAAUGUGUCAACUAUCAAGGAGGGAAUAGACUUUGUAAAGAUUACAGAGUCAAGUUUUGUUGUCCUUCUUACUAUGCUGAUGAAAAUCGUCCUCAGUCUGAAGCACCAGUGGAAGACAACAGUAGCAUCGAAACUACAGCUGAACCACAACUACUACUACUACUACCACCACAACUACAACCACUGAAGCUCCAACGGAAUCUCUUUGUAAUUUCACCGCUGCUGGUUCCUGUUUCAUGGUCACUAAUAAAGUCUCUUCCCUAAAUAAAGUUAAUGAAAUUUGUGAAAAGAUGUUUGGUGGAGCUGCAGCUGUUUUGGAAACGAAAGAGAAAUAUGAGGCAGCGUAUCAGUGGUCACAGUCACCAGAUGGGACAUCUUUCCUUUCUUCCAAAUCUACAUGGAGAUAUUUUUUCUGGCUUGGAGCAAAGCGUGGCACUGGACGUACGGUAAUACAAAGCAACGGAAAACAAACAGCAUACCUGCCUUGGGUUGGUGCACAACAUUCCAAAAAUCGCUGUGUUUCCUGGCUAUACACCGAUACCGGUUUAAGCGGGCUGAAAGCGGUUCCAUGCAGCGGUGUUAACCGGGGUGUAUUAUGCGAAAUUGUGAUGUAGUUCUGUGUUUAUAUUUUAGAUGUAAUUUGUUCAUAAUUGUGUUUAGUUAUAUGUACUUUCGCAGUAUAUUUAUUAGUUUAAAGUUUUAUUGCAGUCUUUAUUUAUUUUUUUGUAGUGUUAUAUAAACUGUUGCAAAACCGUGUUAUUGUCGUGAAUUUAAUACAUGUGUACUGCUUACAACAAAUAUAUUACAAUUUGGCUUA